Molecule: messenger RNA, 1917 nt
Organism: Gadus chalcogrammus (walleye pollock)
Lineage: Eukaryota; Metazoa; Chordata; Actinopteri; Gadiformes; Gadidae
Gene: clp1
Product: cleavage factor polyribonucleotide kinase subunit 1
Exons: 6
Coding region: 136-1452 (438 amino acids)
Biological process (GO): tRNA splicing, via endonucleolytic cleavage and ligation
Cellular component (GO): mRNA cleavage factor complex; nucleus
Molecular function (GO): polynucleotide 5'-hydroxyl-kinase activity
Source: RefSeq, a predicted model, not a curated record
ACCGCUGAACUUCUGCAUCAUUCAUUUGUACCUUGUCAUGACCUCAUCUUAACGCGACUGACUAUGUACAGACAGCACAUUUGCUAACUGGAAAGUUGAGACUCUUUUCAUCUAAAAGCCUCCAGAUUUAAUUCCAUGGCCACAGAGGUUGCGGAGAAGACUGGGGAAGAUGUCCCGGUACCUGGCGCCGGAGGGACCCGUUUCGACCUGGAGAAGGAGACGGAGCUCCGCUUCGAGGUGGAGGCAGGGGAACGCGUACAGCUGGAGCUGCUCACCGGCCUGGCAGAGGUCUUCGGUUCAGAGCUCAACCGAAACAAGAAAUACACCUUCGGCCCAGGCUCUAAAAUCGCAGUAUUUACCUGGCAGGGCUGCGGCGUUUGUCUCUAUGGCAAAACAGAGGUGGCAUACGUGUCCAAGGACACACCCAUGCUGCUGUACCUCAACACACAUGCAGCCUUGGAGCAGAUGAGGAGGCUAGCCGAGCGGGACAACGAGAGGGGGCCGAGGGUCAUGGUGGUGGGGCCCACAGAUGUUGGCAAGUCGACGGUCUGUCGUCUCCUGUUGAGCUAUGCGGUCCGGCUGGGCAGAAGACCCACACUGGUGGAGCUGGAUGUGGGACAGAGUGGGGUGUCCGUCCCCGGGACAAUGUCGGCCCUCUGCAUCGAGCGUCCUGCCGACGUGGAGGAGGGCUUCUCUGUCCAGGCCCCUCUGGUGUUCCACUUUGGCUCCACCUCCCCUGGGACCAACAUCAAGCUGUACAACAAGCUGACGUCGUCCCUGGCUGAGGUGUUCUCCCAGCGCUGCGAGGUGAACCGGAAGGCCAGCGUGGGCGGCUGCAUCAUCAACACGUGCGGCUGGGUGAAGGGCUCGGGCUACCAGGCGCUGGUCCACUGCGCCUCGGCCUUCGAGGUGGACGUGGUGCUGGUGCUGGACCAGGAGAGGCUGUACAACGAGCUGAAGCGCGACCUGCCCCACUUUGUGCGCGUGGUCCUGCUGCCCAAGUCGGGUGGCGUAGUGGAGCGCUCCAAGGAGUGCCGGCGGGAGACGCGCGACGAGAAGAUCCGCGAGUACUUCUACGGCUUCCGCGGCGUCUCCUUCUACCCGCACGCCUUCGACGUGCGCUUCUCCGACGUGCGCAUCUACAAGAUCGGCGCGCCGUCCAUCCCCGACUCGUGCCUGCCGCUGGGCAUGUCCCAGGACGACACGCAGCUGAAGCUGGUGCCGGUGACGCCGGGACGCGACCUCACGCACCACGUGCUGAGCGUGAGCUGCGCCGAGGACGGCGAGGAGGGGAGCCGGCGCGGCGUGGUGGAGAGCCCCGUGUGCGGCUUCAUCGUGGUGACGGCGGUGGACACGCAGGCGCAGGUGAUGACGGUGCUGUCGCCCGCGCCCCGGCCGCUGCCCCGACACACGCUGCUCAUCAUGGACAUCCGCUUCAUCGACCUGAAGUAGAGACACGGGGAUACGGGGGUGAUGGGGAUAGGGAAUGUAUCGGUAUGCUUUUUUAGUAAAACACAAUGUACAGGUUUGUUUCUUAAACUGGUGCUUGUUUUAUUAGUCUGACUUGUUAGUUCAUCGAUUCAUUUUUUUUAUAAAAGGUUGUGAAUGCGUCAUGUGUGUAUUUCUGCUCAAGAUUGUUUUGUCCAGUUAGAGAUAUCCUGUACAAGCCCGUACAUUUCUAAAACGAGGAAAGAUUGAGAUUGAUUUUUGCUAUAAUUCUCCUUUUUAUCAGUCAGGCCCCACAAUUGUGUAAAAUAAAUGACAGCUGUUUCCAACAGGGUUCCAGCCAAGGAAUUUCAAGUAUUAAAAAGUCUUAAAUAUAAUUUGCUCAGGUCUUAUAUAUUUUGGCGGCUGUCGGGAGAGUUAAAUAAAUAAACGUUUAUGUAUUUUAUAAAUAUAUUUCUUUAUAAUUAUUUU